CCCAACUGCAGCCGGCAAAGCCCGGCCGGAGUUCGCCCGCACAACCGACCUGACUAAAAGAUGUUAAAAGUCAUUUUGAGCCACGUGUGGCAAUCGCACGUAUUUUGUUUACUGAACAGACCUCAGAGGUUUUGACUUAAGAAGAAGAAGAAGAAAAAAAUUAACUCUUUUGUUCCCUUUCACACCGACGUUGUGGUGUCGUGGCUUUUCAGCCUAGCGGCUCUGGUUUUAAAGCUUGUUCCAGUGUUCGCCGUGGGAGCACAGAUAACCGAGUGAUCCAUGCUGAAUUAUGGUCAGGGAUAACCGCUACCUGCAAACCCGGGCUGGAGGAUCACGUCUUCUUUAUGGUACACGCGGAGACCGCAGCAACUUAUUAUCGCUUGGACGGAUUGAUCUGAUCAAAGGGCAAUCGGUCGCACGCAGGGACGGUAAUGUCUGAUCGGGAGACGGGAGCAGAGCGCUGCCAUGACCACCAAACGCCAAGGUUUUAACGGGACAGAUGCCAAGAUGAAAUGGGGAGGAGAGAAAUCCCAGUGGAAAAUGUUUAUUGAGGAUGUCAGUGUAUUACACAUGGUGAUUUCCUUCCUCUUUAUGGGUGUGUCGUUUCUGCUAUUAUUCCUAUACAUGAUGUUUACACCACUCUGGCUUAUUCCUGCUCUUUACUUCACAUGGCUGGCUGUUGACUGGUACACACCUGAGAGAGGGGGCAGAAGAUCCUCAUUCGUGCGUAGCUGGAAAGUGUGGAAGCACUUCAGAAACUACUUCCCAGUCAAGCUGGUGAAGACAGCAGAGCUGAGUCCUAGCCAGAACUAUAUUCUCGGGUGUCACCCGCAUGGCAUCAUGAGUUUAGGGGCGUUCUCCUGCUUCAGUACAGACGCGUGUGGCUUCACCGGGGCCUUCCCGGGCAUUCAUGCCAACCUCGCCGUACUAGCUGGACUCUUCCGUCUGCCAGUCUUCCGAGACUACAUCAUGUGUGCCGGGAUGCUGCCGGUCAGUAAGGACAGUCUGGAGUAUGUACUGAAUCAGAGAGGCACCGGAAACGCUGUGGUUAUCAUCAUUGGUGGCGCUGAGGAGUCGCUGGCCUCUCGUCCGGGAGCCAACAGUGUGGUGAUGAAACAGAGGAAAGGCUUUGUCCGGCUGGCGCUGGAGAAUGGGGCUCACCUUGUUCCAGUGUACUCUUUUGGGGAGAAUGAGCUCUUCCCACAGGUGGUGCUACCCGAGGGCAGCGUGGGACGCAGGCUGCAGGCCCUCUUCAAGCAAGUCAUGGGUUUCGCCCCCUGCCUUUUCACCGGAGGGCGCUGGUUGCUCCUGCCCUACAGGAGGCCGGUGACCACUGUGGUGGGCAGUCCCAUUCCUGUGCCUCGUGUCUCCAGGCCGACACAUGACCAGGUGGACCACUAUCAUAACCUUUACACAGAGGCUCUGUCCAAACUCUUCCACACACACAAAACUAGCUGCGGACUGGCUGAGACACACGAGCUACACAUCAUCUAGACUCCACCCAAAGAGCUUUCACAGCGUUUCUCUAACGUUAUAGCAUAUUUCUCUAAAGUAAGAACAUUUCAUGCCAAGUUCCUACACAUGUACUUUGAACACUUUUGUUGUUUUAAGUAUGAUACAAAUCCAGUCUGCAUUUUAAGAUAAAUGUAAAUUUUCAUUAGUGUGCACAUCAUAUUAUAACAAGGUAGUUGCAGUUUUCGUCAUCUUAAUCUUAGCUCGUGGAAUAUUACAGUGAUUAGAUUGAGCAUAGAUUUCAGCAGCAUUUACUUACCAACCAGAACAUCCAAGAUUCCAAAAGAAAUGCACCUACUUAUAAAAACGUUCAAAUGAACUAGAGAUGGGUCACCACUUGGGGUAAUUAUAUAGGGUAAUUUGUUUCUAAAGUGUUAUUUUUUCCCAAAAUGAUCAUGCAUACAGUUUAGUGAAACGAAUUGUGAAUGUUACACCACAGCCACUGCACUGUAGUAUAUUGCAAUUCAAGCUCAGUUGUUCUCUAAAUCUGUCCACUACAUAUCUUUUCUUAUGGACAUAAUUUUAGACAUUAACAUUUUUUUAAAAGAAAUUAUGAUCAGUGCACUAUGAUUUUUAAAGAAAUUUAGAUUUAUGAAACAUUGUAAAAAAACAUUUGCACAGAUUUGUCCUAGCAUGUACCAGAAAAUGUGGAUGUGACAAAAAUAUCUACCUUUAUUACUUUUGAUGACAAUGAUUAAAUGAGCGUAGUGGCUCAGUAGCGCAGUGGUUAAGGUAAGGGAUUCUAGUUGCCAGUUUAAAUCCCACCACAGCCAGGUUGCCACUGUUGGGCCCCUGAGCAAGACACUUAACCCUCAGUUGCUCAAGAGGUGUUCAGUCAGAAUUGUAAGCUUCUUUGGAUAAAAGCAUCAGCUAAAUGUAAACGAAAUUUUACAGGCCCACUGCAUAUGAACAUCCACUAGACUGUUUUUUCUAAAGCAGUAAAAAUUGUUUAAUGCUGGAAUUUCCAAUGACAAUGUGUAAUGUGAUUUAAAGCAAGAUGUGCUAUCAUAGUUGUAAUGAAAAUAUACUUUUCUUUUUAGAAGUUAUAACCAUUGAAAGUGAUAAUGAAUUUUGCAGAUUUUAUUGAAUUUCUUUUAAGGAAUUUUGUGGCAAUGGCACGAUUUUAUCAGCAGCACCAAUAGUUUGCACAAAUGUGCUGAGAAAACCUUGGUACACAUGAACCUAUGCACAGGGCGUGCCAGUGAAGAUCACGGAGACGCCGUCAAAGCUGAUAUGAGCCGCUUAUGUUUAUACCAAACCCUAUAGUGCACCUUAUCAGAAGGCCCAGGUAGCUGCCUUCUAAUCUGAAACUGUACCAUCAAAAGUUCUUUUGCCACAUUAUAAGGAAACUAGUUAGUGGGCAGGACUGCCAAUGGGUGGAUGACUGUGGUGAAGUAACCCAAGAGAAAGUUUUCUUUCCUUAAUGGCACUGAUCUGUCCAAUGGGCAUGAUGCAGGAACACUUUAGAGUGAAAUGGUACAGUAUUGAUUAGAAAUGUGUGUGGCUUACCUGAAGAGUUGUCACUGUUUAACUCAGGUUAAUUUUAAUGAUUGUAGUUCAAUAAAUGUUCAGUACACUUGUCUAUUGAAUAUGUAAAGAGUCAGUGUUAGUGUAUGAUCCAUGUUCGUAAUUCCUCCAACCACAAAUGUAUUGUGUACACAUCUGGCAAGGGUGAUGAAAAGAAACUUUUGAAACUCGGCUAUGGAAACAUAGCUAUUUUUCUACAGUACUAAAUGAUGAGACAAUUAGCAGCCAAAACCAAAACAUCAAGCUACCUCUAACUACUGUAGAUAAGGAAUU
Electrophorus electricus (electric eel) is the source of this 3312-nucleotide messenger RNA. RefSeq names its product monoacylglycerol O-acyltransferase 3b (gene mogat3b). Gene Ontology annotation, molecular function: diacylglycerol O-acyltransferase activity. Gene Ontology annotation, biological process: triglyceride biosynthetic process. Gene Ontology annotation, cellular component: endoplasmic reticulum membrane. NCBI's taxonomy places the organism in Eukaryota, Metazoa, Chordata, Actinopteri, Gymnotiformes, Gymnotidae. The record is from RefSeq and is a predicted model, not a curated record.